Eriocheir sinensis (Chinese mitten crab) is the source of this 1389-nucleotide messenger RNA. It is a transcript of the gene MED21, whose product is annotated as mediator of RNA polymerase II transcription subunit 21-like. Lineage: Eukaryota; Metazoa; Arthropoda; Malacostraca; Decapoda; Varunidae. Gene Ontology annotation, cellular component: mediator complex. The coding region runs from base 60 to 614 and encodes 184 amino acids. Gene Ontology annotation, molecular function: transcription coregulator activity. The transcript is spliced from 4 exons. The record is from RefSeq and is a predicted model, not a curated record. Gene Ontology annotation, biological process: regulation of transcription by RNA polymerase II.
GGGCAUGUCUCCAGGCGGCGCCAGACGCUGCGGCGUUUCGACGCAUUGGGCACAUUAGUAUGCAGUCGAAACUCUUAUGUGAUCGCAACCCACAAACACCUACGAGCACUACCUUCUCGCCGCGCCCAUGCGGUCACUGCCCGUCUGGCUGCACCUCAGAGGCGGGGAGGACAGCACAUGAUGCAAGAGUUUUUGCGGCACACAAUGCAGGAGAGCAAGCUGAGAACCUGUUCAACAGCAUUGGGUGUCUAUUCAACUCUGCCGCGCCCUGCAGCUUUGACAAGAGCGGCAAAACUCCAUCACAAAAUGAGAACCCAGAUGACAUGGUUGACCACAAGCGGGUGUUUGCCACCAUCAUUGCCCGGAAUGCCAAGGACAUCGAUGCCCUCAUUGAGUCCCUGCCCUCCGAGGACUCAUCUGCUGAGCUACAGACAGCAAGCAUGCGUGUCCUGGAGCAGGAAGGGGAGGAGGCAGCCCAAAUGUUGCAGCGUGGCAUUGACCGAGGGGACAAACUGCUGGAGGAGAUCAACAGAGCAUUGACCGAGAUCGCCAAUACCCAGCUGGCCAUCAACAGGAUCACCGAGGCCUCUCAGGGGGAUGCCAUUAAGAUCUAACACGAGCAGGCCGUAUAGUGCAUGACAGCACCUUCCAUGUGUGGUAGUUGGCAACAUAUCAAAUGCAAGCUAGGUCAGGGAUAUAACAGAAAGGACCGGCCUUGCAAGUUGUUGUGGCAGAUCUUGUUACAUGCUGUUCAGCCUAUAGUUUUGCCUUGGGUACCUCUAGCACCAUGUGUUAUGAAUGGUUACCUGAUUGUAUGGUGCUGUUGAAUCCACAUAGGAUGAGUGCCAAAAGAGCUUCCUGUUAAGGUUAGGGUGAGGAGCCAAGGGAAAGAUGAGACAAGUAAACAGGGCAACACCCUGAGGGAAUAGUAAAGCUACUCUCCUAUUGUUGGGUAAUCAGGUCAGCAGGUAUCUAUCUGUAUCUCCUCUGUCUGUCAUCCACCUGUUAAGAUACCUGUUAAGACACCUGUUCCUUUCAGUUUCCUCCAGGGCUGGGCUUGGCAGGAGUUUUUUUUUUUUUUUGUCUGUAGUACCCUGAAAAUGCUGUAAAGCUGAGUUGAUUGUAGGAUUUACAGUCAACCUCUCGGGAAGUUAUGAUACCAAGUAAUGUCACAAGUGUUAUUACAUUGUUUUUAAAUGCUUAUCAUGUGUUUUGAGGACCGAGUACCAGUUGUGUGUUUAUCCAUAAAAUAUUUACAGCUGCAUGUUUAAGGCUACUGACAUUCAACAUAGUGCAGUGUAAAACUAUUUAUUUUGUGAUAUGUGGUGAUUUCUUAAUUCCAAAUAUAGGUUGAAAAUUAUUAAUUUUCUCAAUAAAAUGUCGUUAGAC